UCCGUCAUGAGCCUCGUCGCAGUGUAUAAAAACAGUUGCACAUGGAGGAGGUUUAUGAAUUUUUUGGAAACAAGUUCACCAGCUCUCCAGAACCAUGGCCACGUCCACGGUCAUAAUAACACUCUUUUUCUACGUGUUUUCCACAGUGACAGAUGCCACAACAGAAGCACCCAAAGUGGAACUCCAUGCCACGAACAAAGAUAUUGAGGUGGGAAGCGAACAGCUGUUGUUCUGCAAAACCAAUAAAGCUACAACGUUCAAAUGGCAGAAGGAUGGAGAAGAUAUUGAAGACAAUAUAGAAAGUGAUGAAGAAAAGAGUCGGCUGACCUUGAAGAACGUCCAGCAUGAAGACACUGGAAAGUACACAUGCAUUUGCGAUUUUGAUGGCGAUGAACAGGAGGAAUCCAUCCACAUAUAUGUCUAUGAGACACCAAAGUUUGUUUCAAAUAAAACAUAUUAUGAGUUCCUGGUGAACGAGACAGCGUAUAUUCCAUGCGAGGUCACCGGGAAGCCUGAAGUGGAGAUCAACUGGUAUUGGAACGGUUUACCCAUAGCAAAUAAUGACACAAAUAAUCUCAGUGUGCUAUCAGAUGGGUCACUGCAAAUUACAAAUAUUCAGAGGCAAAAUCACGGAACGUAUGUCUGCGAGGGAAAAAUCAAAAGGCGGCCUGUAGCGAAGACUCUGAACAUCUCUGUCGUAGUAAAUGUUCCACCAUCUGUCAUAGUUCGUGGUGAGAGUGCAAAGGUUUUGGCUGGACCAAACAAUAAAGCCACUUUAACCUGCUUGGUUACAGGAGCACCUCAUCCAAAUAUCUCUUGGAAAGUGCCUGACACAUCAGAUUCCUCCCGCUACACAUACAACUCUGACAAGAGUAAACUCAUCAUUAAUGGUCUGGCCAGGAGGGAUGCUGGAAAAUAUGUUUGUACCGCCAUCAAUAACUUUGGAAAAGACAGCGCAGAAUUUACACUGGAUGUCACAGAACAUCCAACGGUGACACUGGAUAAGAAUGUUCAGGUUGUGAAGCUCGGGGACUCAGUGUCUGUCAACUGUAAUGCCAAUGGACAUCCUACACCCACCGUGCAGUGGCUGAACAGGAACAAUAUCUUGCCCAGUAACGGUCGUCUGAGAGCUUUGGCAACGACACUUCAGAUUGACAAUGUGAUGCCUUCUGAUGGUGGUGUGUAUUCCUGCAAUGCCAUCAAUGAGGCAGGCAAAACCACACAGACCCUCACUCUAAUGACCUCUCCAGAUGUGCCAACUUCAUUUACUGUUUCACCUGGACCCGCGGCUUUCCACAUCACCCUGCAGAAAUCUAUCCAGGAUGGGGGUUCUCCCAUUACUCAAUACAUCAUUCAGUGGCGAAAUGACUCACAGUAUGACUGGGAACAGACUACAGUCCCAUCAUCUGGUGUGCUAAAGGUCACAUCUCUGGAGACAUACACAGAAUACUUUGUGCGCAUUGCUGCUAAAAACCAGCAUUUUUUUGGAGGCUUUUCAGCUGAAAAGAAGAUUCGUACCCUGGCCAAACAGGGGGAGCCAGACAUUCCUACACUGUCUGAAGAUGAGGGCAAAGUAGAGAAAAACUCCUAUUCAAUUCCAAUCAAACUGCUGGAGGAUGGAGGCUCUGCUGUUACACAUUAUAUAGUUCGCUACCGAAAGAACAAGGAAAGUGAGGCCUGGAGAGAAAAGGAAGCAGACGCCAAUUCCAGUAGCAUUCACCUCCAGAAUCUUGAAUAUGAUUCAAACUAUGAGGCUGAAAUCAGUGCUGUUAAUACUAAUGGCUUCUCCAAACCAUCUAAGAUCCAUUUCUCAAUCCCACAAGCUCAACCCAGCCUGGGUAAAGGUGGUGUAGUGGCCAUUGUGUUGUUUGUCUUCGUGUUGCUGUUGGUGGGAGUUGACGCAAUGUGUUGCUAUACGAAUCACUGUGGCAUUCUCAACUUCUUGGCCCGGAAACUGUUUGGCCCCAACGUCUCUGAAACUAAAAGUCUGGAAGAGGCGUGUUUAACACUACUUUGUUGA
Messenger RNA from Silurus meridionalis, 2020 nucleotides. It is a transcript of the gene ncam3, whose product is annotated as neural cell adhesion molecule 3. NCBI's taxonomy places the organism in Eukaryota, Metazoa, Chordata, Actinopteri, Siluriformes, Siluridae. Gene Ontology annotation, cellular component: membrane. Gene Ontology annotation, biological process: cell adhesion. Bases 95 to 2020 code for a protein of 641 amino acids. Gene Ontology annotation, molecular function: protein binding. The transcript has 15 exons. The record is from RefSeq and is a predicted model, not a curated record.